AUGAGCGUUGUCGACAUUGCAGCAAACGGCGCCGGCGCUGUCGUCGCCGGCUACCUGGCCGGCGCUGCAGCGGGCCCGGCCAUCUCAGCGAGCGCGGCGACCGCGACGGGCCUGCGAAACGGCGCGAGGCCGCCCAUGCUGCGAACGAGCGUCGCCGUCGCCGCGAUAUCCAUAGCGCUGCUGGGCUUUCUCGCUUCGGCAGCCGUUACGCUGGGCUCGACUACCCUGAGCCUCGCGCCGUCGUUCGCGAGGCUGCCGCUGCUGGCCCUGAUGCUCGCCAUCGUCGCGGCGCUCGCUCCCAUGACGGCUCUAAUCACCGGCACCUUCUUCUCGCCGGCCAUACCGUUCCAGGACGAGGACGACGCCAGCGAGUACCAGGACAUGCAGGACAGCUACAGUGAUUUGGGCUCGGGGCAGCUUGUCAGCCCUCAGCCGAAGCUGGGGCCGGUCCCGUAG
This is a messenger RNA of Emiliania huxleyi CCMP1516, 456 nucleotides long. RefSeq lists its product as hypothetical. The coding region runs from base 1 to 456 and encodes 151 amino acids. NCBI's taxonomy places the organism in Eukaryota, Haptophyta, Isochrysidales, Noelaerhabdaceae. The record is from RefSeq and is a predicted model, not a curated record. The transcript has 2 exons.